AUGCCAGAAGAACCCCCGAAACCGGCUGCGACGCGGACGCGAGCAGCCAAGCCGCGCGCCGGCAUCCAGCGCAAGACGCGAGAAGAGCGAGAACAGUUCGCCAAACAAGAGGCCGAGAGACAACAGGCGCGUAAUGCUGAGGCGGCGAAGAAUGCCGGUCCGCGCGGUGGCAUAAGAGGAGGACGCGGUGGUCGAGGAGCCCGCGGUGGCUCUUCGGCUGCGGGUUCUGGUGAUUCAAGAACGAGAGAUGCAGCCCCUGGGGCGGGCGGUGGUGUCUUUGGUGUGGGUACUGGUUUGAGAUCCGCGCGAGUGAGGACCCUUCCUGAGGGGCAUAGUGAAAUGUUGGGUGAGGGACAGUCUAGUCGUGGGCCGCCGGUCAAGACGACGGAGGGUGAGGAAGAUGGUGUCGGAGGUGGAGGUGGAGGAGGUGGAGGAGGUGGAGGAGGUGGUGGCGGCGGUGGUGGGCGAUCGACGAAAGCGAACCGAGAAAUCAAUGAUAUCGAUAUUGCUUCGGACGACGAGCCCGACGAACUCAAACGCGACAUUGAGCAGAUUUGGCUCUCGAGCGGUGAUGAAGACGACGACGACGAAUAUGACGAUGACGACGCCAUUGUCUCUGCAAAGCGGAAGCAGAAAGCAGUGCGGCGCACUCCACGCGAUGGCGGUGGUCUACGACCGGUCAGAGCGCCUCGUGCGCCACGAGAAGACGAUGAAUUCAAACCUGGCGCACGCAACAAAACUAAUCGAGCUCUUAAAAAGAGCGAGUCCGACAUGCACGACAACGAAGACGCGGACGAAAAUGCCAUGGAUCUCGACGAGCAACCUGCCUCCUCAACUGCAAUCAAAGACCAGCCUCCGCUGAGCCCCGACGCGAGGAGACGGACCCUGAGAAAAUCCGGCACAAAGUCAAGAGAUACACGGCUCGUGGCAGGGACGAUAGAAGAUCGAGCGGAGCGCGAGAGAAUUGCAAAGGACACGGACAAACUGCGACAGGUCUUUCUUGGACGGCAGUCUCUACGACGGUCCGCCACGGUCGAGGCAGCUGACGACGGCGAGGAAGAAGAAGCCAAAAAAACCCUUGACGAAGAAGAUGACGACACAUUAUCCCUAACAAAAAACGGCAAGCUCUUCCUCUUCCAACUCCCACCCCUGACACCCUUCCUGUACGACCCCUCGACCGAGCCUCCCCCUGAACCACAAGUCAAACAAGAACCGGGCACGGGCGACACAACCACCGCCGCCGCCGCCCUUGCCUCUACCUCUGCCGCACCAUCGGCAUCAGGAAUCAAGAAAGAGCCUGGACCACAAACCACCACAGCCGGCACCAACCCCGACACCACCGGAGCCGCCACGAAACCAGCCCUCCAGCUCGACGGCCUCCUGACCGCCACCGAGCCGACGCGCCUCCCGCCCGGUCUCGUGGGCAAGCUGCGCGUCCACAAGUCCGGCAAAGUCAGUCUCGACUGGGGCGGCACGGACAUGGAGGUGCGAUACGGCACGGAAGUGGAUUUCCUGCAGGAUGCGGUCUUGGUCGAGACGAAGAAGGAGGUUCUGGAGGCGCAGAAGGACAAGGCCGUGGAGAAGGAAAAGGAAAAGGACCAGAACGGCAAUGUUGUUGAGGGUGAGGACGGUGAUCCGGAUGCUGCCCUGGAUUUUAGAGCCGGUAGGGGCUAUGCACUGGGUCAGGUCAGGAAGAAAAUGGUCUUGAUUCCGGAUUGGGCUAAGUUAUAUGAUUGA
Messenger RNA from Exophiala bonariae, 1737 nucleotides. RefSeq lists its product as uncharacterized. Gene Ontology annotation, molecular function: DNA binding. NCBI's taxonomy places the organism in Eukaryota, Fungi, Ascomycota, Eurotiomycetes, Chaetothyriales, Herpotrichiellaceae. Gene Ontology annotation, biological process: tRNA transcription by RNA polymerase III. Bases 1 to 1737 code for a protein of 578 amino acids. Gene Ontology annotation, cellular component: RNA polymerase III complex. The record is from RefSeq and is a predicted model, not a curated record. The transcript has a single exon.